This is a messenger RNA of Moneuplotes crassus, 921 nucleotides long. NCBI's taxonomy places the organism in Eukaryota, Ciliophora, Spirotrichea, Euplotida, Euplotidae. The record is from the annotation of a GenBank genome assembly.
AUAAAAUGUGGAGGAAAACGUUCUUCUGCUGGCCUUUACUCUCAGGAGUAAAAACAGUAGCAUUCUUUGAUAUCGCAAUGGUUGUAAUCUCAUCUCUGUUCCUUCUCUUAGUCCUUGCACUAAACGAUGAUGGAGCAGUCAUCUUAAUACUAGCAGUAUUUGAAUUCCUGUUGGUGACAAUCCCAAGAGGAGCUAUGGGGAUUCUCAUUACGAAGAAAAAGUAUCCUCAAAAUAUAGCUAAGUACUACGCAUUCGUCAGAGUUGGCACAAUGCUUCCAAUGAUCAUUCUAAAUAUUUUGGAAAUGGGCGAAGAGGCCCAUAUUAGUGAAGAGAAAUAAAGAAGAAGGCUCUAGAAGAGGAUCUAAGGGGUCAGUCAUCUUCUUUGGUGUCAUUUUCCUUUUUGGCAAUAUCAUCUUAGACCUCUUCUUCGCCCACGUACUGUUUAGUUAUUUUAAGAAUGGGAAUGAGUAUGAUCCCAGAAGAACGGAUUUAGGAGCUCAGAAUAAUCAACAGGUUCCUCAAGGGAUCAAUCUGGGUCCGAAUGGGGGACUACAACAAAGGCCAGCACAUGAGCCUCGGCAACACUCAUUUGCCCAACACCCUGAAGGAAUCAGAGUUGGAGGGGAAAUUGAUGAAAACCAACUCGAAGGUAAAGAUCCCAAAGUUGUAGGAAAAGAACUUGCGGAUAUUGAGUUAAGCCUUAAUGGAGGGAUCAACCAAGACAAUGAGCUUGAUGAAUUUAACGAACAACCAGGAAUAAGUCCUAAUAUUAGUGUCGAUGACACUCCUCCUGAUGUUGAUGAUUACUAUAAUGGAGCAGGUAACCAAGUGGUGGAUGCUCCGAAUAACUAUAGAGUUCAGCCAUCAUAAAACAAUUCGCCUGACCAAAAUGAUAAACUAAUUUAUUGCUGUUCAAUUUUA